AAAAACAGAGAAUCAACGGCGUGGAUGCAUUUGAUCGGCGGACCGUAGGGAGCGCACCGAAACAGUGACGCUUUUCUUGAUCUUGGCUGCUGCAAGCAAUUCCACCGUCACGCCACGCCACGUAUAUACGCCAUAGUCGACAUCCCAUCCCUCCUUGCUUGCUUUCUUUUUCCCUUCCAAUUUCAACUGCCCUCCCUCUCUCCAUCUCUCUCUGCAAUUUUGCCCUAAACCCUUUUCCCAAUUCGAUCGGGAAAAGCUUCAGCCGCGCUUCGUUUCGAGGUGUUCUCGCCUUUUCAUGGGAGUUUGUUGCUCGAUAGUGGCGUGUUCCUGAUUUCUACACUUUUGUCGAGUGGAUGAAUGCAAAUUGAAUUAGGCGGAAAAGAGUGAGAUUGAGGACAUGGAGAACGGAGUCGGCGGAGGCGCGGUGGUUUGCUCGGCGGAGACGGCGAACGGCGGCGAGGAUUUGUAUAGCUGCAAGGCCUCCGAUGCUUCGUCUGUCAAUCAUCUCGUUGUUAUGGUCCAUGGGAUUCUAGGAAGUGCAUUGGACUGGAAAUUUGCUGCUGAGCGGUUUGUUCGUACGCUUCCUGACAAAGUUUAUGUUCACUGCAGUGAAAGAAAUGCAUCGAAGCUGACUCUUGAUGGUGUGGAUGUGAUGGGGGACCGAUUGGCUAAAGAGGUUGUCGAAGUUAUCAAGAGGAAGCCAGGUUUGAAGAAAAUUUCCUUUGUUUCACAUUCUGUUGGAGGGCUCGUGGCCAGAUAUACUAUUGGGAAGUUAUACGAAUCUCCAAAAAGGGGAAAUGGAGAAGAAGUAUCAGGUAAUGAUUGUGUUGAAGAGUCGAAGGGUACAAUAGCAGGUCUUGAACCAAUAAAUUUUAUCACUGUUGCCACUCCUCAUCUCGGUUCUAGGGGUAAUAAGCAGGUACCGUUUCUUUUUGGGGUGCCUGCAUUCGAGAGAGUAGCUGGUCUUGUAAUUCAUUUAAUAUUUAGGAGAACCGGGAGACAUCUCUUUCUUCGAGAUGAUGAUGAGGGAAAGCCUCCGUUGCUGAAACGCAUGUUAGAAGAUAACGAAGAAGGCAGUUUUAUGUCUGCUUUGCGAUCUUUUGAGCGCAGGGUAGCAUACUCUAAUGUUGGCUACGACCAUAUUGUAGGGUGGAGAACUUCAUCAAUUAGGCGCAACAGUGAACUGCCCAAGUGGGAGGAUGCUGUUGACGAAAAAUAUCCCCAUGUCGUGUUUGAAGAGCGCUGCAAGGCGUGUGACAAGGAUCAGGAUGAGGACGGGCAUACAAUGGGAAAUGAUGGUCUGGAUGAGCUGGAAGAGGAAUUAGUGAAUGGCCUCUCCCGGGUGUCGUGGGAGAAAGUUGACGUAAGCUUCCACACCAGCAAACUGAAAUUUGCUGCCCACAGUAUUAUUCAGGUGAAGGACCUUAGCAUGCACUCAGACGGUGCAGAUGUCAUACAGCAUAUGAUUGAUCGAUUUCUUCUAUAGGAGAGCGCCGGGCCGGCUCUCUCAUAUUCAUGAGUCUUAUAAAACGAUAUAUUUAAGGUUUUUGGGUCAUAUUACAAGAGAUCCCUUCAUCCAUCCAUCCAUCCCUAAGUAAGUGCAGUUUUGGGGAACCAAAAUACUUGUUUGUUGUGUUGCCUUCAAUGUAAAUGUAUUAUUCAGAAUGUUUGAAUUUGUUUUAUCUGAAUUGAAACUUGGCUGUACACUUUUUAACAUUAAUUUUCUGUGAUAUAAUAUUUAUAUAUAUAUAUAUUA
Andrographis paniculata is the source of this 1756-nucleotide messenger RNA. Its product is annotated as lipid droplet phospholipase 1. The transcript has 11 exons. NCBI's taxonomy places the organism in Eukaryota, Viridiplantae, Streptophyta, Magnoliopsida, Lamiales, Acanthaceae. The record is from RefSeq and is a predicted model, not a curated record. Bases 398 to 1486 code for a protein of 362 amino acids.